Messenger RNA from Trichomonas vaginalis G3, 591 nucleotides. RefSeq names its product assembly abnormal protein 6-related family. The transcript has a single exon. Bases 1 to 591 code for a protein of 196 amino acids. The record is from RefSeq and is a predicted model, not a curated record. Lineage: Eukaryota; Parabasalia; Trichomonadida; Trichomonadidae.
AUGGAAGAUCCUCUCCAAGACCCAUCUCUUAAACCAGGAGAGAAGUUGAUAUAUUCAAAGGAGAUCAAUUUCAAGUUCCAUAACAAAGCUGAAAAUGAAAUUCAGCUUCGCCCAACAAUUAUCAAGAUAUUUACUUUUAGAGAUGAUGACGACAAAUUAGAAACAAUCAGAUUUGAAAUUUCACAACAAGAAAACGUUUUCUUCCUAUAUUCUGUUGAAUAUGACGAAGAAUCAUUCGAAACAUUAAAGAACAAAGAAAGUUUAAAGAUAUCGUUCGAAGAUUUCCCAACAAUUAUGAUAGAAAUCUUAAAUAAAGCGGCUUUAGAGAAAGAUGAAUAUAAUGUUGAGUUCGAAAUCCCAACCAACGACUUAUUACAGUUAAAUAUAGUCAUGCCUCUUAAAUUUAAGGAUGUACCAAUCUUCUCUCUUGAUUUCCAGGAGGAAGAUGAUGCUUUAAUAGAAAAACAAGUUCAAUACAGAUACAAUGUUGUUCAAUACGAACUUAGAAAGACACGCAUUGAAAUUUCUAACUUUAUUGAUACAUUAGGCUUAUCAAAGCCAAGCGGAAAGGGCAAAGGCCUUAGAAAAUAA